UGAGUUCUCUCCAGUGCUGGAUGGGAAGACAGAAGGGCAGGCUGUUGGAAGACAGGCACAAGUGCUACUGAAAUGCAAAUCUCUGUGUAUCUGGGAAAGGUCUGGUACUGUACUGGAAGACUGGGUCAGCGACCACUUUGCUGGGUCCCAUUAGCAAUCUCAAACAGUAAGGGAGGUGCUCUUGUAAUUCAAGACUCAAUGGCCAAUCAGGGCGGAGAGAUGGACCCGCCAGUCAGGAGAGGAGGCGGGAUCUUCCGGGUGAGUUGCCGCAGCUUCAGCACUGUAGCUGAGCCGGCUUGAGAAGUUCCGUUUUUCUGUGAACGCUGCUGCUGGGUUCUGUGAGAGAAGCUCUUGCAAGCUUCUAAUUCGCGACAUGAAUGGAAUGACCUAUGAUGAUGUGCAUGUAAAUUUCACCGGAGAAGAAUGGGCUUUGCUGGAUCUUUCUCAGAAGAGGCUGUACAAGGACGUGAUGCUGGAAACCUACAGGAAUCUCACUGCUAUAGGUUACAGUUGGGAAGAUGGUAAUACUGAAGAACAUUGUCAACGUUCUAGAAGACAUGGAAGGCAUGAAAGAAGUCAUACUGGAGAAAAACCUUCUGUAUAUACUCAAUGUGGUAAAGUGUUUGCAUAUCACAGUCAUUCUCAAAAACAUGACAGAAUUCAUACUGGAGAGAAACCCUGUGAAGGUAUUCAACAUGAUAAAGCCUUUGCACAUCACAGUCAUUUUCAAAGGCGUGCAAGAACACAUACUGGAGAGAAACUUUAUGAAUGCAAUCAGUGUGGUAAAGCCUUUGCACAUUGUAGUUACCUACGAAAGCAUAAAAGAAUUCAUAGUGGAGAGAAACCCCAUGAAUGUAAUCAAUGUGGUAAAGCCUUUGCAUGUCAUAGUAAUCUCCGAAUACAUAAAAGAACACAUACUGGGGAGAAACCCUAUGAAUGUAACCAGUGUGGUCAAGCCUUUGCAUUUCAAGGUAAUCUCCGUUUACAUGAAAGAACACAUACUGGAGAGAAACCCUAUGACUGUAAUCAAUGUGGUCAAGCCUUUGCAUCACACAGUCAUCUCCAAAUACAUAAAAGAACGCAUACUGGAGAGAAGCCCUACAAAUGUAAUCAAUGUGAUAAAGCCUUUUCACAAGGCAGUUCCCUACAAAUACAUAAAAGAACACAACUAGAGAGAAACCCUAUGAGUGUAAUCAAUGUGGAAAAGCCUAUAUAUGUCACAGUAGCCUCCGAAUACAUAAAAGAACACAUACUGGAGAGAAGCCCUAUGAAUGUAAUCAAUGUGGUAAAGCCUUUGCAAGUCACAGUACUCUCCGAAUACAUAAAAGAACACAUACUGCAGAGAAACCCUAUGGAUGUAAUCAAUGUGGUAAAGCCUUUACAAGGCACAAUAGUCUCCAAAUACAUAAAAGAACACAUACUGGAGAGAAACCGUACAAAUGUGAUCAAUGUGAUAAAGCCUUUUCACAACAAGGUCAUCUCAGAAUACAUAAAAGAACACACACUGGAGAGAAACCUUAUGAAUGUAAUCAGUGUCAUAAAGCUUUUGCACGUCAUAGUCAACUUCAAAUUCAUGAAAGAAUUCAUACGGGAGAGAAACCUUACAGGUGUAAUCAAUGUGAUAAAGCUUUUGCACAGUAUGGUAGUCUUCAAAUACAUAAAAGCACGCAUACUGCUGAGAAACCCUACAAAUGUAAUGAAUGUGGUAAAGCUUUUUCACAACACAGUUAUCUCCGGAUACAUAAAAGAAUACAUACUAGAGAGAAACCCUAUGAAUAAGCAAUGUGGUAAAGCCUUUAUGUGUAGUCUUCGAAAUCAAGACCAAAUUCAUACUGCAGAGUAACCCUAUAAAUUUAGUCAGUGUGGUAAUAUUUUGCACUUAAUGGCAUUCAUAAUGUGAGAGUAAAAUGUUUGGUGUUAUCUAUCUGUUAAAGCCUUUGCACAUGACAGUAGUUUUGAGUGCUGAAAAAACUUAUACUGAAGGUACUCUAUGACUAUAAAGGAUUUGGUAAGAUAUUUAGCCCAUACAUUUACAUUAAGUUACAGAAGAUUAUUAAUGCAGGGGGAAUAAAUCUGACAAGUGUCAACAGCAUAUUCAAGCAUUAUUAUGUUCCUCUUUAUUAUGCCCUGAUGACCUGGAAGAAAUAAAAGAUUGAUUACAUCAGAAGUAUUUGAGGCCUUGGUGCUUUAAAGAAAUUUCAGAGUCCGAAUCUCUACAAAAUGAUGAAGAGUGAAAAGAAAGAUAAGGAGAGAAACUGACAAGUCUUAAAAUGUGGCUGACUACUUGACCAAUGCCACAAGAAGUUUAUCUCAAAUAUGGUGAAAAGGUAGCAAUGGGAACCCACAAGGAAAUAUGUACAUUGUAUGCCUGCUGGAGUUUAUAACUCCUAUAAGGAGAGAAAAGGAAUUUGCAGGCAUGAAGACUGACUUGUCAGACUAGGAUGGUGUUCUGUUUCUCUGAAGCCUACAUAAUUCUGUUCAGAGGAUAUCAGGAGAUCCUGAGACUUAAACAGAAGUCACUCUAAGACUAGGGCAAUCAUGCCUUUGCAAAGCGCUGUGAGAGGUAUGAAUGAUCUAUGAGGGGGAGAGCUUUCAAUAUAAAAGCCAACGGAUCAAAAGACUAGAGGGCAAUGCUUAGUUUGUACCUGAGAACAAACUGGCUCCUACUGUGCUCUCUACAUCCACUUAGCUGUGGUGGGUCAGCUCAUCCAGGUCUUCCACUCUUUCCUUUUUCUUGGCAACUACAAUAUAGCUUCCAGUGAGAGCAUUGUGCUUCUUUCCUGGCAGUUCUUACCCAUUCAUUAAUCCCUGGAAAGAGUAAGGAUGAUCUAAAGAGAUCUAUCUCUCCCUUUGGCUAACAAUUAGUGAAACAGUGGAGUGCAUGAAAUUCAAAUAUCCUAGGUAAUCACAUUCUGGGUAAGACUGAGUUCUCUAGAGAAGGCUUCUGCUGAAGAAACUUUUGCACAUUGCAGGAAACAGAGGAGCUAAGAAUGGGUAGGGUUUAAGGUAUGGCUGGAGAAUUCUUACACUGCUUGGAUUGGUUACUUACUUUGCAUCUAUUUCUUUCCUUCCAUCUAAAUAUCUUAUCACUCCCAAGGAUUGAAUAGUUUGCUUCUGUGGCAUUGUUCCAAUUUAAUCACACUUAAUAAAUAUCAUGUUUCUAAUUUUCAUGAUAAAUUUGCUUUUUUA
Messenger RNA from Rattus rattus (black rat), 3189 nucleotides. RefSeq names its product zinc finger protein 120-like. Gene Ontology annotation, molecular function: DNA-binding transcription repressor activity, RNA polymerase II-specific. NCBI's taxonomy places the organism in Eukaryota, Metazoa, Chordata, Mammalia, Rodentia, Muridae. The record is from RefSeq and is a predicted model, not a curated record. Gene Ontology annotation, biological process: negative regulation of transcription by RNA polymerase II.